GUACCAAGGCAGCUUCUGGAGGGCCCUGAGAGCCUGCUUUCCCCCGCACUGGCACGGGCCCAUGCUGCUCAUCUGUGGUUCAGCCUACAUGGCUCUUCUUGAUGGAGAUGGGCAGCCACUCAACCUUCACCUCGGCCUGGCCAGCCUGUGCCAGCUCCUCAUCCUCGCUCUGGGGCUCCACAAGCCCUCAGCAGUAGAAACGUCUGAGAUGUCUGAGAGGUCCAAGCAGAAUGUCGCUCAUGGGCUUGCCUGGUCUUAUUACGUUGGGUACCUAAAAAUAGUCCUACCACGAGUGAAAAAGUCCCUGGAGGAAUUCAGCAGAGCCAACCCCAACAUGCUGGCGUGCAGGGAGAUCUGGAAGCUCCACAUCUUAGUCCCCCUGAGCUGUGACAUCUAUGAUGACCUGGAGAAAGCUGACAGCAAUAUCCAGUACCUGGCAGACCUCCCUGAAACCACCCUGACCCGAGCUGGCACCAAAAAAAGGGUCUACAAACACAGCCUCUACGCAAUCAGGGAUGAAGACAAGCUCUGGCACUGCGCAGUGGAGUAUGCCACCCCGCUGCAGACCCUCUAUGCCAUGUCCCAGGAUGAGUGUGCUGCCUUCAGCCGGGAGGACCGCCUGGAGCAAGCCAAGCUUUUCUGCAGGACAUUGGAGGAGAUCCUGAGGGGCUCCAAGGAGUGCACGGGUACCUAUCGGCUCAUCGUGUACAAGGAGCCGGGUGAAGCAGAGACCCACUUCUUGUCCAGAGAGAUCCUCUGGCAUCUCUGGCAGCAGCGUCACGAGGAGUACGCCGUGUACGAGGGGAACCCACCACACAGCCCGUCCGUGAGCGUCAGCUCCACAGAGCUCAACCUCCAGAUAAGUGUGUCAGACCUGCCGCAGCCUCUGCGAAGCGACUGCUUAUAA
Messenger RNA from Eurypyga helias (sunbittern), 907 nucleotides. RefSeq names its product transmembrane protein 173 (gene STING1). The annotation marks the transcript as partial. NCBI's taxonomy places the organism in Eukaryota, Metazoa, Chordata, Aves, Eurypygiformes, Eurypygidae. Gene Ontology annotation, biological process: activation of innate immune response; autophagosome assembly; positive regulation of type I interferon production. Gene Ontology annotation, molecular function: 2',3'-cyclic GMP-AMP binding; cyclic-di-GMP binding. The record is from RefSeq and is a predicted model, not a curated record. Gene Ontology annotation, cellular component: autophagosome; endoplasmic reticulum membrane. The transcript has 5 exons.